AGACCACAGAGUCCGAAUCGUUAUUUUCGAUCCUCAACUCUGAACAACUUCUGCAUUUCUCUGUUCUCUCUGUGCAUCAUAUACAAUGGAUGAACCAAAGAAGGCUUUGCUUAGGCUAAAACAAACUCUGCAACGUCCCAAGAAGAAAAAUAAACAGACCGCACAAUGCAUCCAAGCAAUUGAGCAUGUAGAAUCACACUUGAUCUUACUCAAAUCGUCUAUUCUGACUCCACAGUUGUCCGAAAAACUGAGCGACUGUCUUCGCCUACCUCUCCUUCCUAUAUAUGCAGAGUACCCUCCACUGACGUUGGAGUUCACUGCAGCAUUGUCCAAGUUUCUUUACAGCGAUAAGAUUCUCCCCGAAUAUGCAGCGGGAAACGACAACCAAAGAUCACGAUAUGAAACUGUUCUGAAUUUCUUGUUAUCCGGCGUUCUGGACUUCCUAGACGAUCACGAUGAUACAACAACUAAGGACGCUAUAGGGACCUCAUUGUACCCCGUUCUAUGCUCUUUCUCCUUUUCACUCUCGAUGCCAGCUAUGAGUGCUCAGCUGCGUUUCACAGUAUACACCUUGCUCGCGGAGUCAGCGUCAGCACACAAAGCGAAUCAAGACCGACUUCGAGAUGUUACUGUGGUUGGCGGGUCAAAGUUGGGAAUGCAAAUUUGGCGAACCAAAGAUUUCUUGGUCCUUGAAUCGCUUCUCAAUCUGUUCGCUCGGAUGAUGCCUUCGACUAACAACACUUUAGCUGGACGUUCUUCUCGGCUAGCUUUCAUUCGAUCCGUUUUCGGCUCGUCCCCUGAGAACCAGGCAACAGGCGAGGUACUAGUGAAGAUGUUAGAGCACAUAUCGACCAGGGAUUGGGAACCGACUGCCGUGAAGAUCCUCGAGACCCUAGCGUCGUCAAACAUAGCAUUCCCCCAGCCGUUUGCUAUUACGGAGGUCAUUGCCUCUGGUCAAACGAAGCCGUCUGACCGUCUGUAUGUGGACGAUAAAGGAUUCUGCGCCAAUGUCGUAAUCGAGGAGGACGUGUAUGAAUCGUUGGAAGUCCCCUACGCGAUAACGGUCAAGAUAGAACUAUUAUUUCAUUCAGUGGGAGGCAAGGAGCUUCCAAAGCCUAUGGUCGUUAUUCACACAAAGGGUCCACCGUUGGUGGGGGCGAAACCCAUGUCACAGACUGAACAGGUGCAGGAUCAUAGUCUUUCCUUCUCCGUCGAGAGAGAUAUGGUUCCUAGAUUUCAAGAGGCUUUGCAUAGCCGCGGACUGGGGAAACGUCUCCGUGUUGAGAGACCGCGGAAACAGUCCGUUUCAGCUUCAGCCGCUAUACUCGAGAUUGAUUCAGCAGGAGGACUUCUUGGAAAAGAUGAGAGAUAUGAAAACCUGUCACAAUUUUACGGUACCAACGAGCCCAGUGAUGAUACCGUGCCCACACCAGAUGCCAAGGCUAGUAUUCUUGUCCCUCUUGAGACUCCUCGCUCUGUGUCACCUGCUCGUACUGCUCGAACAUCUCAUAACAUAUCUGUCGCUCCACCAAUGCGUAAGAAUCUUAUUUCAAGCGACACCAAGACAUACAAAGGCAAAGGGCCCCAGGCCAAAACUUGUUCUCCAGAGAUUUCUGAUUAUCGGGCUCGUUCUCCAUCUGGUCAUAGCCUUACAGGAAAGCCUGCGAACGUUAGCGGCGAUGUUAUCAAAUCUCUCCGGCGUACUUUUUUGCAGGAGCUUCGAGAUGCUGCCUUUGGAACUAGUGAUGAAGAAUUAUCAGAAAUCGAACACACGCCGGAACCUGACCCCGGACCUACGAGGUCUACUACCAAAGUCGCUUCGGAGAGUAUCAACCUGAAGAAGACCGUCCGACUGAUUUCCACCAAGAUCAUAUUAGAUUCGGACGACGAUGCAAAUGAACCGAACCGCGUUACUGUCAAUAGGACUGCCAAGAGGACCGCUAUCAGGAAGAAUACUAUGCUCUCCGACGAUGACAUUGAGGACUCAUUUCCUUUAGCUUCAAAGAUUGCCCCUCUCACUCGUCGCCUUAGUCUUGCUGCUGCUCCUAAAGCUUCUCUCAAGCGUGUUGUUUCCGUCUUGAGCUCUGUAUCGAUCGAUAUCCCUGCUUCUGCGGUCGCUCGACCUACCGAGGUCACUCAUAUGCUUGCCGAAUUGCCCAGGACUUCACCUCCGGCUGCUGUAGUGGCUGACUCGUUACCUGAUCCUAAUGUGAACAAUCUCCCUGCUACUCCUAUCCGCUCGACUACGCCUGUCUUGAGAAAUAGCCCUGGGUUUCGUCAAAAGAAAGCCGUGGUAUAUUUCAAGGGCGACAGGCAACCCAAUAUCGAGGAGAUUGCUUUUUCCUGUUCUUCUCCGGUCCCUCAGCCUAAGUUAGUGAAAGCCCGCCUGCGCAAGAAGGACGGCACAUCUGCCAUGAUUACAAAAUCCAAUACGGCGUCUCAUAUAGCUACUUCUAAGAGGAAGCGCAAGCAAGCGGACGAAGACGAUCAAGAUCUUGAUGCUCAACUGCGGAAACCACCUAGCAAGAAAUCUCGAACGGAGCCUCAAUGCGAUACUGAUGUGGAAGGUGCCGUACCUCCUGAACGAACUGAGUCCCAGAUCCUCCGUCCUCGCAAUACAGCUGUCCUCCGAGCAACUAAGCGAUACGGCGGCAAGAAACUUAGGACGUCCUCUCCAGUUGUUCCUUCGCACGACGUUGACUACGAUGCAAUUCCGAAUGACUCUCCUUCCGCAACAUCUCCUGAGGAGAAGAGCUCCAAACCCGAGCCUCGAGCACGUUCGAAGAUCCCUGAAAAGAAGAAAGUUGCGAAAUCUCAGAAGAAACCUCAGCCGAAACCCAAAGCACACCUUCCAUUGCCUGCAAAGCUCACUGUGGCUGUAAACGAAGACCGCGCAAGCACUUUGACGAAGACUCUUCCUAGAACUCGCUCCUCAACGAAGGCUAUUACGAUGAAGUCGGAAACUCACAUCGCAGAUGGUGAUAACGAAUCUGUGGUCCUGGCGUAUGACGAAGUGACACAUCCUAUAAACGAUUUAACCGUGUAUGGCAGCAUUGAAGAGCAGGCCGAUCACGACACAUCCGAGAGAGCCGAGCAUUCCACUGCACAAUCACAUCAGAAUACUUCAUCGGCUAAGAAACCGGGACAGCCGCACGAUGCUGCCAAGUCACACGCUGCUUUCGUAGGGUCCAUUGCUGAUAUGACUGACAAUCAGCUGCCGGCUCGUCCUCUGACGGAUGUGACGAGUGACCCUCAAGAAGCCCAUGACGCCACUCUGGUGGGCGUUGAGGCACCUGUCGAAGAGCCUCCCUUCCCUGCCAGCAACUACCAUUCCAUAGAAGACAAUGCAGUUCAGUUGGAAGGCGAAUAUUCGACUGACGUGACGAAUACGGAAUUUACUACGGACCCUUCAAAGAGAAACUCUCUCAGCGUACCGCCACCUCCGGAAGAAAAGGUUGUCAAGGUUGAAAAGCCUACCCUCGCUACUGUACCUGCAAAGAGUGGAACGGUGGAAUCAGAGGACGACAUCACCAUGAUAGAUCUGACCCUUGACGAACCUCUUCUAAAACCGCUUCGCGAUCUGUACGAUCUCCGAAAUCCUGCCUCUGUGCUCGACAGCCCCACUAGAGGCAUUCUCAAGGCACGUCCUCAACCAGCUCUUUCUGUUGGAGAGAUGGCGCAAGCACCAAUGAGCAACCACGGCAAACCAUCAGUCACUUUCUCUGCCGUACCCGAUGGACGUGAGAACACCAACGGAGCCUUGAAGUCCACGAUGGUUACUAAGGUUGUUUCUGCAAGGUCAUAUGGCAAGUCUGACAAGAAAUCUCUAAUGCUGGAGGCAGGAAAUGGGGACCCAUCCUGCCGCAAGCCGCCACCAGGUAUUGAGGAGCUCGCAGACGUCCUAGAUCGUCUAGGUGACACGAUUCUACGCAAAAUCUCUGGCAAAGUCGAUGGUGUGCGAAAUGAGGUAAAGGUUAGUUGCGAUAGGUUGCUUCUGGAUGCUAUAGGAGAUCUUGAGAAGAUGCGAGCACAAAGCGUUGAGCGGUUCAACAUGCUCAUCGGGUUGGAGGCUGAAUAUGCCACCUUCGGACGAAGCCUGACGCAUGUCUUCCACGAUCUUAUCAAGGUCGGUGUGUCAACGAACGAAGAUCUGAAAAGAAUGUUGGAGCUUCAUGAUCGCACUAUAUUGGGAAAUAAGGUGCCCAAAUCAUUGUUUUCUGGUAAUUUGCCUCAGAGUAUCGUGAAAGGCAAAGCACGAUAAAAUCCUUGCGUCAAGUAUUGUACGUCUAACAGACUUGUCAAAGAUCUUUGAAGCCAAGAUGUCAGAUGUGCAUUCCGAGGCU
This is a messenger RNA of Somion occarium, 4343 nucleotides long. Lineage: Eukaryota; Fungi; Basidiomycota; Agaricomycetes; Polyporales; Cerrenaceae. The record is from the annotation of a GenBank genome assembly.